Molecule: messenger RNA, 913 nt
Organism: Lactuca virosa
Lineage: Eukaryota; Viridiplantae; Streptophyta; Magnoliopsida; Asterales; Asteraceae
Source: the annotation of a GenBank genome assembly
AUUUUUAAACAUCCCCAUGCCAAUUUUAUUAGUAUUAAAAUAAAAACUGUGGCAACCGGUGGGAAAUACUUUUCUUAAAAUGUGAAAGGAGGAACUGUGUCGGAGAACAUCUGCGGAUAUCGGUCACUGAGUUUUCUCUCUCCUUCUUCCCACCAUAACUCGGAGCUAAAUCGAGAGAAAACUCAAACCAAAAGCAAGCUUGAUGGGUCAGGAAUCCUUCAUCUACAGCUUCGUAGCUCGAGGAACAAUGGUUCUGGCCGAGUACACCGAGUUCACAGGCAACUUCCCCGCAAUCGCAACUCAGUGCCUUCAAAAACUACCUUCUACUAAUAACAAAUUCACGUACAAUUGUGAUCACCAUACCUUCAAUUUCUUAGUCCAAGAUGGUUACGCUUAUUGUGUUGUUGCAAAAGAAUCAGUUGGCAAACAAAUAUCAAUUGCAUUUCUUGAACGUGUGAGAGCAGACUUCAAGAAAAGAUAUGGUGGUGGUAAAGCCGAUACAGCAGUUGCCAAAAGUCUCAACAAGGAAUUCGGCCCUAUAAUGAAAGAACACAUGCAAUACAUAAUCGAACAUGCAGACGAGAUUGAGAAACUUAUAAAAGUGAAAGCACAAGUUUCAGAAGUUAAAAGUAUAAUGUUGGAGAACAUAGACAAGGCUAUUGAUAGAGGACAAAACCUUACAACUUUAAACGACAAGGCUGAAAAUCUGCGUGAUUCAGCACAAGAGUUUAAGAAAGCGGGAACAAAAAUACGAAGGAAGAUGUGGUAUCAAAACAUGAAAAUAAAACUAGUUGUUCUUGGGAUUCUUCUGUUACUUGUUCUUGUUAUUUGGCUUUCAAUUUGCCAUGGUUUUGAUUGCACCAACUAAGGUUAUAAUGUAAAGUUGUGUUGUUAUAUGGUUUGAGAGAAAGAG